UGGCGUCAUAAGGGACCAAUACUCGUGAUUAUAUGUAUUGAAGUUCACUUCUGAAUUAUGCGCUUACAACAUAGGCUGUUAUAAGCUACAGUGUUAGAAUUACAGAAUAACUGUACAAAUAUAAUAAGAAGAGCAUAUACUUAUAGAUAAGGUGGUCAAGGCAAGCAAGCUGGAUUUAGAUUUCAUUCUAAACAUUUAUCUAUUUAUUCAUCUUUUUAUUUAUUCACGUCUUAGCUCGAAUUUGUUACAAGUGUAGGAAUGUUUCACAUUUGGAACAAUUUGUCUGAUGCAAGUUUAAGUCACUACGAAACAUUUGUUAAUUCAAAACCUAUGUUACUGUUCUUAUAUCAAUUGAAAUAGCCAACCCCAAUACAUGAAGAAAAGUACACGUACUGAUAUGUUAUAGAAGCGCGUAGAAAGCUAUGUCUUUGAUCGGAAUUUUUCCCGCUCAGUAGAAAAUUGUACACAUAGAUAAAGUUUUACAAGUAUUGGACAUUUUCCUCAUGGCUACUCUGGGAGCCGAGUGUUGGUUGUUUUGAAUGUGGAAUAAGUUAGCGUAAAGCUAAGUGUGUUCAAAUAGUGUUGUUUUCAUAUGAGUCCUUCGUCGAUACUUACAAAAACAUUUAAAUACUGAAUGGAUACAAUAAUGGAAGAGUCCUUAGAAGGAGAAAUGGAAAAGACAAACGGGAACGUCAAAGAGAAUGGUCCAAAUCACACGGAUACUUAUAAAUCACAUAAUACAGCUGAAGCUUGUGAAAAGCUUCUAAAUCACACAGAUCAGAGCGAAAUGUCGGAAGCGCUGGACCACAGUGAUAAUCCAUCAAGCUCAAAUGACAGUGGUGCAAAUACGCCGUUUCUUUACAACGGAGACAAUCUUUCGGAUGAUUCAGACAGCUUCGCGGAAACUGAUGUCCUUCGCAGGAAGUCAAAUGAGAGUGUGUCACGUGAUCAUAGUGAAAAUAGUAACGACAGUGUUGAGACAAAUACGCUCCGGCAAAGAAUAGAAAAUGAUAGUGAAUCGAGUAACGAGGAAGAUGAUACUGUUGCAAGCAGAAUAGAUUUAGAAAAAAUCAGCAGCAUUAAAAGAAAAACGUCUGACAAUCAAAAUACUAAAAGAAAAGAAUCUUUUGAACAAAGGUUAAGACGAACGUUCACAAUCAAAGAUGCCCAUACGAGUGAAGUAACUAGACGUGUUCUUGCAAUUGUGAUAAAAUAUUCUCUAUUCAUCUUCAACUUUGUGUCUUGGAUUACAGCGGUAAUCGCUAUUGGGCUUGGGAUUUGGAUGCGUACAGAUAAAACUCUUCUUGUGACGUCAGAUACGGAAUUUUACCUUGAUUUGCCUUUGUUGACGUGUAUUGGUGGUGGUGUGACGUUUGUUGUGGCCUUCCUGGGAUGUGUUGGUGCCCUGAGAGAAAAUCUGAUUUUGCUCAGAGUGUUCUUUUACGUGCUAACCAUUAUACUUGUUGGAGAGAUGAUUCUUGCAACAGUAGUUUUUAUCAUUUAUACCGUGCCAGAAGCCAGAGAUAAUUUCCUUCGCUCCCAACCAGAAAAGAUUCUGUACUCGGCUAUACAGAGAUAUAUGGACGAUCUUGAAGUGAAAGCAUGGGUGGACAGAAUACAGUCUGAGUUUAAAUGUUGUGGUAUCAGUCAUACAGAUGAAGGAUUUCGAGAUUGGCAGAUUAGUCCAUAUUUUAACUGCACCUCAACGAACAUGAGCAUUUACCGGUGUGCCGUCCCAACCUCCUGUUGUAUAUUUGAAAAGGGAGAUAGAGUAAAUAUAAUGUGCGGGUUUGAAAUUACAGACAAACCGUUAAAUGAUGUUCGAGACUAUAUCUAUACAAGGGGUUGUAUUAUUGGUUUCGGAGAGUGGCUGGGAAAAUAUAAUGAUUUCAUAAUUAUUUCGUGCUUAUCAGUUAUUAUAAUGCAAUUUUUAGCUGUACUGUCGGCAAAAGUCAUGGUUGUACGAAUACGUAAACAAAGGUCUAGAUGGCGGGUAUUACAGAGCAAUUCUUCAUCAGGUGCAAAUACCAUGACAAGAACUGUAUAGCUGUGUCUAAUGUCUACUAUAAACAUAUAAUAUGGCAACAUGUCACAGCAACAGGCAGUUGCUAAUCGCACUAAAGUGGUGUACAUCAUGUUAAGAGCUUCUGAAACAAAAACAAGGACAAAUGUGAGAUAGAGACGACGAGAAGGUAAAAGAUGUAGCUUCCCCGAAUCCAAACAUACUGCAGUGUAUGUAUGAAUGUGUAACAAAAAGACUAAAGGAAAUACAUUAAUGACAAAGACGACGUAUACAUAAACGCGUUGGGGAACUACCGGCAAAAGCACCACUGGUGAGUUUAAACUGGUCAGUUGCGGUCAAACAGUCACUCCUAUUCCUCACUUUAAAGGGCAGUGUUAUCCCCGCCAGGUGAAUCUCGUGAUUAUUUCGCGACUAUGACCAGGAAGGACAAGUGAAGCAUAAAAUGCUAGUAUAAAAAUAUCAAAAUAACACCUUAAAAAGAUAUAUGCCUGUACUCCUUCGCAUAAAGCUGAGAAACAAGAGAAAAGUACAUUAAGGGUAAUAGGAAACAGGCUAGAAGAUGCCUUAUUCUCAUUAGACAGUUAUAGCUACUUAUCAUGUUGUCUACAUUCUAUCCAGACAACCGCAAUCGGAUGAAAUGUAUCGUUUCAACUAUUGAAGAACUGAACAUCAAAAUAGCUAUGAAAAUAACUUUUUUUACUGUACGAAAAUAGUUGGAACUUUCCACAUCCAGACUCAUGAAAUUUGUAAAUAGCUUCAUCAGAUAAGUAAUGUUAUGUUACACCUAGACAAAGAAAUGUCUUCAGAUGUCUGUAAAAUUCAAUACCAAGUCUGCAUUACGUUAUACAAAAUAUUUUCUUGGUUUAUGAAACCGGUAGCUGUGUUAAAGUAAUACUGGAAGCUGUUUUAGAAUCUACAAUACGAUAUUGUAUUCGCACAGAUUUUAUCUCGAUGCAAUACAUGCCUUUUGUUAUCUAUCAGCAUGCCAUUUGCUGGCAGAGGAGAGAUUUGUUUAGUAAGACAGAUGAUAUAAUGCAUGGUAGGGAUACAAUUUCCAACCUAGAAUCAUUUUGCUACAAUGAGUUACACAUUCAGAACUAUGUUAUGUUGGCGAAACACUAGGCAAUACUGGUAUUAUCAUGUACACAUUUCUUAUUGUUUUUUGUUUGUUUUAAAAGUACAGAAAUGACGGCUAGAUAUUACACUUGCUGAUCAUUUACCUGGAGCAAACAAACAAAGUGAAGAUCUGAACACAUUAUUUUUAUGUGUUUAUGUACUGACUACAAUGACACAUAUAUGUAAUGCUAUCUCAACCUCUCUUAUAAUCAUAUGUAAGAAUAAUAAACACACAGGGAACAAAUAAAACCAGAUAUUUUAACUUCUUUUGUACCUAUAUAUAGUUCCAUUUUUAGCACUG
This is a messenger RNA of Mercenaria mercenaria, 3440 nucleotides long. RefSeq names its product tetraspanin-5-like. Bases 635 to 2047 code for a protein of 470 amino acids. The transcript has 8 exons. Gene Ontology annotation, cellular component: membrane. The record is from RefSeq and is a predicted model, not a curated record. Lineage: Eukaryota; Metazoa; Mollusca; Bivalvia; Venerida; Veneridae.